AUGGCUUUUUGUAAUCCAUGCAUCCGCCCUGCUGAUUCAUCUAUGCUUGCGUUUCAUAAGCAUCCAUCUAAAUCUCUCAAAACUCUUCUCCGUCGUCAAUUGUGCAAAAAAUCAUGUGCUGUCACCAAAUGCCAAACACCUAUUCGUCGUCCUAUCCAAAAACAACAAUCGUCUCGUAAAUUUCAACGAAUUAAAGGAUCAAAUCUUAUUCGUGAAGUUAUUUGUGAAAAAAAUCAAAUGAUGGAUCUGAUCAGUAAUUAUGACAUGACUGUAUUUCAUGCCGACGAACUUGAUGAUACAGACGUGGCUCUAUCUCACCGUGAAUCGAAGAAAGUUCCUCGCUGGGCUCGAAAGAGUCAAUUACAAUUGGCAAUCAUAAAUCAAAUCUACUACAACGAUAAAAAUCCCGAAGACAUAUUUGGUGCCAUUCAUCUUGACCGUGUACGUGAAAUGGUCGAUUCAAUUGAACUAUGGAAUAGCGAAUUGCCGAUGAUCUCUUCGUAUUCAAAUAUGCCCGCGAAUUUCGUUUGA
This is a messenger RNA of Adineta ricciae, 531 nucleotides long. NCBI's taxonomy places the organism in Eukaryota, Metazoa, Rotifera, Eurotatoria, Adinetida, Adinetidae. The record is from the annotation of a GenBank genome assembly.